UGCCACAGUGGAUUCAUGGAGCGAGUGAACAAUGUGACAGAAUUCAUCCUGCUUGGCCUGACACAGAACCCAGAUGUGCAGAAACUCUUGUUUGCUGUCUUUGCAGUCAUCUACCUGCUCGCCCUGGCAGGCAACCUACUCAUUGUAGUGACCAUCACCACCAGCCCAGUCCUAGGCUCCCCCAUGUAUUUUUUUCUGUCUUUUCUGUCCUUCAUAGAUGGCUGCUGCUCUUCUACCAUGGCCCCGAAAAUGAUUGUUGAUUUACUGGCUGAAAAGAAAACCAUCUCCUUCAGUGGGUGCAUGACUCAGCUCUUUGCAGAGCAUUUCUUUGGAGGAGUUGAGAUCCUCUUACUCACAGUAAUGGCCUAUGACCGAUACGUGGCCAUCUGCAAACCCCUGCACUACAUGAUCACAAUGAACCGGCAGGUAUGUGGCCUCCUGGUGGCCGUGGCCUGGGCUGGGGUUUUUUUUCAUGCUCUGAUUCAAAUUCUUUUUAUGGUCUGGUUGCCCUUCUGUGGUCCCAAUGUUAUUGACCAUUUUAUCUGUGAUCUUUUUCCUUUGCUAAAACUCUCCUGCACUGACACACACACCUUUGGACUCUUUGUUGCUGCCAACAGUGGGAUGACGUGUAUGCUCGUAUUCUCUAUUCUUAUCACCUCGUAUGUCCUCAUCCUUUGCUCCCUAAGAACUUACAGCUCUGAAGGGCAACGGAAGGCUCUUUCCACCUGUGCCUCCCAUAUUACUGUAGUCGUCUUAUUCUUUGUACCCUGUAUAUUUGUGCACCUUCGGCCCAUGGUCACCUUCCCCAUUGAUAAAGCAGUAGCCGUGUUUUAUACUAUGGUAACCCCCAUGUUAAACCGUUUAAUCUACACCCUCAGAAAUGCAGAGGUGAAAAAUGCGAUGAGGAAGCUCUGCAGCCAAAGAGAGAUCUUAAGUAAACAUUUAUGUGAAUAG
Molecule: messenger RNA, 954 nt
Organism: Loxodonta africana (African savanna elephant)
Lineage: Eukaryota; Metazoa; Chordata; Mammalia; Proboscidea; Elephantidae
Product: olfactory receptor 4C5-like
Exons: 1
Coding region: 16-954 (312 amino acids)
Biological process (GO): G protein-coupled receptor signaling pathway
Cellular component (GO): plasma membrane
Molecular function (GO): G protein-coupled receptor activity; olfactory receptor activity
Source: RefSeq, a predicted model, not a curated record